This is a messenger RNA of Sus scrofa (pig), 2361 nucleotides long. It is a transcript of the gene CSTF1, whose product is annotated as cleavage stimulation factor subunit 1. Gene Ontology annotation, biological process: mRNA 3'-end processing. Gene Ontology annotation, molecular function: protein binding; RNA binding. Lineage: Eukaryota; Metazoa; Chordata; Mammalia; Artiodactyla; Suidae. The record is from RefSeq and is a predicted model, not a curated record. Gene Ontology annotation, cellular component: mRNA cleavage stimulating factor complex.
CCCGCCACAUCCGAGGCCGUUCGAGAGCCCACAGGGCUCUCCUGGUCUGACAUUUAUCGGUGAGACAGCAGGGCUUUGGCGUCAGGGCCCCCGCGUAGGAGAUAAAGUCUGAGGAGGUGAACGAACCUCCCGAACACGCCCUUGGCCUUUAGGUCCGGGUGAUAGCGGAACGUACGGUGAGGGGGGCGUCUGUGUUCUCGCCGCGGUGCUCCUUCCAACUCCAGCUGGCAGGGAAACUGUCUUCCUCUCUAAGAUGUACAGAACCAAAGUGGGUUUGAAGGACCGUCAGCAGCUCUACAAGCUGAUCAUCAGCCAGCUGCUCUAUGAUGGCUACAUCAGCAUUGCUAAUGGCCUCAUCAACGAAAUCAAGCCUCAGUCUGUCUGUGCACCCUCAGAGCAGCUCCUGCAUCUCAUCAAACUAGGUAACUCGUGCGUGCAAGUUCCUUGUGUCCGUGACAAGGUUUCAGAUGUUUUCCACCAGUGCUAGAGGGUGAAGGAGUAGGCAGAGAUCCAGAUUGUGAUGGUGUCCAGCCGGUUCUGGGCAAAGGAUCGGUAUACGAAUCAUCUGGAGCUUUCUGCCAUUGUUACGGACUUGGUUGAAGGCUCAGCUCAAGUGGUCACCUCAGAUGCCUCUUCUUCUCUUCUAAAAUAACCCAGGAAUGGAAAACGAUGACACUGCGGUUCAGUAUGCAAUUGGUCGGUCAGAUACAGUCGCCCCUGGCACAGGAAUUGACCUGGAGUUUGAUGCAGACGUCCAGACUAUGUCCCCAGAGGCCUCAGAGUACGAGACAUGCUAUGUCACAUCCCACAAAGGACCAUGUCGUGUAGCUACCUAUAGUAGAGAUGGGCAGUUAAUAGCUACUGGAUCUGCUGAUGCUUCCAUAAAAAUACUUGACACGGAAAGAAUGUUGGCCAAAAGUGCCAUGCCAAUAGAGGUCAUGAUGAACGAGACCGCACAGCAGAACAUGGAAAACCACCCAGUGAUCCGAACUCUCUAUGACCACGUGGAUGAAGUCACAUGUCUCGCUUUCCACCCAACAGAACAGAUCCUUGCUUCUGGUUCAAGGGAUUACACUCUUAAAUUAUUCGAUUAUUCCAAACCAUCUGCAAAAAGAGCCUUCAAAUACAUUCAGGAAGCUGAAAUGUUACGUUCCAUCUCUUUCCAUCCCUCCGGAGACUUUAUACUUGUUGGGACUCAGCAUCCUACUCUUCGGCUUUAUGACAUCAACACCUUUCAGUGUUUUGUCUCUUGCAAUCCUCAAGAUCAACACACCGAUGCUAUAUGUUCCGUUAAUUACAAUCCUAGCGCCAAUAUGUACGUGACUGGUAGCAAGGACGGCUGCAUCAAAUUAUGGGAUGGCGUUUCAAAUCGAUGCAUCACAACUUUCGAGAAAGCACAUGACGGUGCUGAAGUUUGUUCUGCCAUUUUUUCUAAAAAUUCUAAAUACAUCCUGUCAAGUGGAAAAGACUCUGUAGCUAAACUUUGGGAAAUAUCAACAGGACGAACGCUGGUCAGAUACACAGGCGCUGGCUUGAGCGGACGGCAGGUGCACCGGACGCAGGCCGUGUUCAACCACACGGAGGACUACGUGCUGCUGCCGGACGAAAGGACCAUCAGCCUCUGCUGCUGGGACUCGCGGACGGCCGAGCGCCGGAACCUGCUCUCCCUGGGCCACAACAACAUCGUGCGCUGCAUCGUGCACUCGCCCACCAACCCCGGCUUCAUGACCUGCAGCGACGACUUCCGGGCGCGGUUUUGGUACCGGAGGUCGACCACGGACUAGGGCCACCUGAGCUGCCCGCGUUAGCAGGGCCUUCCCUGAGGCCUCUGCCCCUCCUUCCCCGGGCCCGUCACCAGCUCAGUAGUAAGUCGUUGUACCAUCUUCGGCGGUUGUGCCGCCACCUGUACGUGCGUCUGGAAUUUGUACAAAAGAAUCUUUUUUUACCUUGAUGGAGAAUCAUGGUGGAAAAAGUUGGAAACAGAUCUGUGCAGUUGUUCUGCAUUCACUGAUUAUUCCAGUGUGAUUUUCAUCGGUUUUGUAAAUACAGGACUAGCCGUUUCUCUUGACUCUCUUGAUCAUUUGAAGAAGGAUAGGGUAUUAAAGUGUGUACUAGACUCAAGUGGAUCUGCCAUGAGGACUUGUCAUUGGGAUAAUUUGUCACCUUUCCUGCCUGUUCUACAUCCCCUUUGUGUGCUUCCUUUCAAAAUACACCUGGGCAGAUAAGUAGGCAUAUGCAGCUCUGAGAAUCAAGAGUUUUGUGCCACAUUAAAACCGCUUUAGAAAAAUCCAUCAAUUCUAUCUUAAAAUUCUGACAGUAUUCUGACACAUUCUGAUAAUAAAGCUCAGAUCUGCAACGUCA